This is a messenger RNA of Aspergillus welwitschiae, 825 nucleotides long. RefSeq names its product SAP18 family protein. The transcript has a single exon. NCBI's taxonomy places the organism in Eukaryota, Fungi, Ascomycota, Eurotiomycetes, Eurotiales, Aspergillaceae. The coding region runs from base 1 to 825 and encodes 274 amino acids. Gene Ontology annotation, cellular component: nucleus. Gene Ontology annotation, molecular function: transcription factor binding; transcription corepressor activity. Gene Ontology annotation, biological process: negative regulation of DNA-templated transcription. The record is from RefSeq and is a predicted model, not a curated record.
AUGACACCACCACCAAUCGACCGCCAAACCACCACCCCCUUCCACCUAAAGCUCUUCUACCGACUCAACAAUUACCACCACCUCUCCGACUUCUCCUCCACCUCCUCCGCCUCCUCAUCUUACAGCGGUCCCACGAGCGGGCCCAACGCCAUCCGCACGCGCAGUCCACCACCACCGCAACAACUCCCCCCACACCUUCAAAUCUACACCUGGCAAUCCUGCACUCUCCGCGAACUCUCCCACCUCCUGACCUCCGCGCUACCUAGUCUUCUUCCUGACCCACCCGUUGGUACGCGCCUCUGCUUCCGCCUCAUAUACCCAGACACCAAAGGCGCCGCGACAAUGGGGCCCGACGCGAGGGGCAGAUAUCUAGCGAAGGAUUUGGGGAGUGUGAUUGUCGGUCCGAGGGAGAGUGCGAUUGCGAACGGUGGGGAUGAGGAUGAGAACGCGAAUGGAGAGGAGGGAGGGCAACGGAAGGGUAGUGUUGGUGGAGGGAGAUUGAGGAUCCAAGGCAAUGAUGCGGACAAGACGUUGCAGGAGGCGCGAUUCGUCAUUGGGGAUUAUGUCGAUUGUGCAGUUUUGCCGCCGCUUGAGGACGGGUCUGUUGCGCCGCCGGUCAAUCCGGGACGGGGGAUGGCCAUGGGUGGGGGCAUGAGGGCGUUCCCUGGGGAUGCUGGCAGGGGGGAGAGGUAUCGUGGAGGUGGAGGUGGGGUGAGAGGUGGGAGGAUUCCACCGGGGGAUUGGAGACGGGGGGAGAGGAUUCCGGAGGAGAGGGGAGGUGGUGGAGGAGGAAGAGGAGGGAGGAGGGGGUGGGCGCCGUAUUGA